CAACAACCCUGUUACUGAUAGUAUUUUUCCAGGGAUACAAUGUAUAUUAUGGAGCGUUUUAUAGCCUGUGAAUGUAGUAGACUGGGGGUUGGGUGGCACUGCCGGUCUCUCUCUCUCUCUCUCUCUCUCUCGCUCUCUCUACAGCACUCACACACACUCACACUAGGCAGUCAAGGCUUUUGCUUUAACAUGACCAGGGCCACGAUCAAAACAAGCCAUGCAUUUCCAUGCAAAACGUGCUUCCGACCCGCUCACGUUUUGCACCGUGGCUCGGUGAAAGCAAGCGAGGCACUGACUUCUUAUUUUCUACCGCCAAUGAACUAAUCUAGUUACAUUUGUGUGUGUGUGUGUGUGUGUGGUUUUUUUUUUUUUAAAGAGUAAAGCGCGAUACUAAGAGUAGAAAUGAAAGCCGAGUCCAGGCCUAACGUUGUUAGUAGUGCCGCUUUCUGCAGAUCCGGCUUUCACAAAUCGCCAAAAAGUGACUCCUCGCCUUCCCCUGUGAACGGAUACCGGAUGGUUUUGUCUUGACCGAGCCGUAAAUGGACGAAGCCAUGCCAACAUGAAUCACUCGUAUAAAGUGGGCGCCAAGGAUGGCUCGGAAUGCCGCCCGGGCCCGCAGUGUCCGCAGGUCACUUCCUGCGGGCUCCAGCACGGCGCGAAAAAGCACUCGUCGUCGUUUGGAUACAGCCAAAGGGAACCAUCGUCGAGCUACAGUCCGCUUAGGAGGCUGCAGGAUCUGACGGCUAUGGUGAGCAGGCCCGAUAUGAGCUUGCAGGACAGGGACUUCCACGGGCGGGCUAAGGCACACGUGCACGGCUCAGAGUUCGGUCUCGGCCUCGUCCAGUCGCCGCAGCCGUUCGUUCGCGGUGCUGAUGAUGGCGUGUUCAGAAACGUCCAGAAUCUGGACAGGAACGGAUUUUCCCCUGUGAGCUCGGACAGCCUGGAGCACAUCUCGCCGAUCCCUAACGGAUUCCUGCAUUUUGAGUCAAGCCUCUUUGACAGUGGGGACAGUAAGGACGACCAUGAGGAAGAGGAGCGUGUGGCGCCGUUCAAACCUUCAGCCAGGAAAUGCCAGAAAAGGGACUCUGCGAAUGUGAAGAGCUUCUCUGGUUCAGGGCUAAACUUAACCUUGAACAGACAUGAACGUUUUAACCCGGUUUCGAAAAGUACCCCACAGCCAGCACCAGACCCUUCUCCUAGUUCACCUUCGCUGCCCGUUGAUGUCAUGCUGAGGGAUUUUGACAGUUCGGAUGGCUACUCGGAUAGCGAUUGUGACCUUCCGAGCACGGAAAACUGCGCGUCGAUGUUCAACGUCGGCCGUUCUCAAAGGCCAAGCUCACCUAGCAGCACCUACUCAGAUCCUUCCGACAGCCCAAAGAAGAAGCCUCUUCCAGAAGUGAAGUUCACCGUGGGUGAUGUGGUGUGGGCCAAGUUUAACCGUAGGCCUUGGUGGCCCUGUCGCAUCUCCAUAGACCCCCUGAGUGAGAGCCACACCAGGAUGAAAGAGCCCAGCAGCAGGCCGUGUCGAAUGUAUUUCGUCCGGACGUUUGGGGAGAUCGUGGACCAAGCAUGGGUUUCUGGGAAAGCCACGUAUGCUUUCGAAGGAGGCCAGCAGUUUGAGAAACUUCCCGUGCGACAAGGCAGACAAAGAGACAAGGGUUACAAAUACAUGGUUCCAAAGCGCUUGAUGCCUCUGUGGAAAGCCAGUGUGCUGGAGGCAGAGGCAGCUCUGCCCGAGUAUCUCAGGAGUAAACUACAACUUCCCUCAGUCAGAGAGAUACACUGUCCUGUUACGGAGGAGAGGACGUGCACGUCUCCGGCCUUCCCCGACCUACAUCUGUCCUCACAGAGUCCGGUUUUCUCCAACGGGCACGAUCUUCCCGUCGUCGGCUCUCCCAAAAUGAAGGAGGGAAGCAAAAAGAAAUCGUCCGCUAAAAGGAAAAACCGCUCACUGCUGAAAAGUCCCGAUAAAAUCAAAGAUGAAUUGUUCUCCAAGCCGGCGUCGGGCCCCACGCCGGCCGUUCCCAAACCUCCCGCCGCUCCUACAAACGACCCGGCGUCUGACUCCAGGGAUUGCCCUUACUCCGACAUUGAUUCAGUUCCCAGGAUACUGUGUCCCAAACGCUCAGAAGAGCAACUCAAAGGGGGGUCGGAUAAAAAACUCUGCGCCGAACCAAAGGCAAGUGCAAGUAAAAAAGCGAAAAAAGUCCGCGACACAGAGAAAGAAGCGGCGUCUUCGACGAAACACAAGCCGAACAACAAGCCUGCAAUGAGAAAAAAAAGGUACGCCGCUUCUAACGGCAGGAACCUGUGUAGCACUUCCCCAGGAUUAUCAGACGGCACGUUUGAGAUGCACUCUUUCUACUUGCCGGCGAGUUGCGGCCUCAUGUCCCGAGCCCUCGCAAACUACGACGGAUCCGAAGGCAAGGGCGAUCUUGACUCUAGCCUCGAAUCCCGAUCGUCUUCCUCUGAUGAGCCCGAGUCGUUUUCUCCCACCCCGGACGUAUCGGAGAGCGCAGAACACCAAUGGCAAGUGAAAACAGAAACCGUAGGCGAUCCGACACACCCGAUGUCUCAGCGCUGCGGCGGCUCCUCCAACCCGACUUUGCUCAAGUUUACAAGAAUCCGGUCCCACAAGGAGGCCUUUCAGAACGGGUCUCAGCUAAAAAGUAGAGAUUUCACCUUCAGGCCUGCGGAAUUUCCAGUCGCCGGUUUAAAAAUCAAAAAAGAAUCGAGCCUUUCGUGUUCCUCCUCCUCCUCUGUUUCAUCCACAUCGCCUUCACCCUUGGAGGUUUUCCGCGAGCCUAAAGACCUCUCUUUACAUCCGCUGGUGAAAGACGAAUGUGGUUCGGACGAUCCCAACUCCAAGUACAAAUUCACCACCUACCUUAUGUUGCUGAAGGACUUGCACGACACCCGGGAGAAGGAGGGAAGGCCGCUGACGCUGCCUCCCACCUCUCCGUCCGCCCUUAUCAAACAGGAACCCUCACUCCUCCCGACGCAGCCCCACCCUGACCGCGCGACUCCCAACACGGUUCACAAGAACGACGGUCAGACUCCCGGGGUUCAGAACGGGCCGCAGAGGAAACCCACAAGCAGCCAGAAGCCGAACAGGUCUAAACCUAAGUCCACAGGAAAAAAGGAGGCUCAAAAACCUGACGGUGGGAACAGUUUGCUUCCUCUGGUUUCAGACCAUAAGAAACAGAACUCGCUAGAUGUGGUUGAUGCGAGAGCAGCGCCCAUUGAGAAGCUCUCAAAGUCCCAGUCAGAUUCUGGCCUCGAUAGCAGUGGGAAGGGCGCGAUGUCGGCGGUGGCACCGAAGAAGCGCUGGCAGACGUUCGACGCUGAGAUCGAGGACAGGACAAAGCCAAAGAAUAAUCAGAGCAGCGUGCUUGAGCAGGACAGGGUCGUGCCUCCUGCCAGACUCAACGGAGUGUUCGAAGAGAGCCACCGAAGCCCUCAGGUCAAUGCUACGGAGAGGAAGGAAAGCUCUGAGUGCAAAAGACUGCGGAAGCCGAGCAAGAGGCUGAUCGAGUGGAGCGAGGAGUAUGAGCAAAUCUUCAUUUCGAAGAAGAAAACUAGGAAAACCCCCGAGUCCUCCAAAGCAGCGUCCUCGAUUAAUAACACUAAUGUUGCCGAGCAGACCCUGAACCCCCCACAGGCUGACGGUGUGAGCUCGGCAGCAGGUCAGCCGCCGGACGACUGGACAACGGAACCGUCGCAGCUCGCUCUAGACCAAGCAGAUAGCGUUCUCCCUUCACCUCCUUCGUCAACGCCCCACGACGCCCCCACGGUCGAGGCAGAAUGGGUUGAAAAGAAAACGGCAUCUUCAGAAAGAAAACGGCCACGGAAGCCCACGAGUAAAGCGCUGGACUCUGCUUUCGAGGACGAGCUCCUCUGGAUCCCAAAGAAGAAGGAGUAUAAGCAGCAGGGACAGUGGUCAGAGGAAGCAGCCGUCAAAGAUGUUCAGAAAAACGAAGUUCCUGGAGACACUCUGUCCGGCCCCCCUUCUAAACCAGGUAUACCGCCCAGACCAGGUGACGCGCAGACGCCCGUAAAGCAGCCCGCGACGCCCAGCGUCUUCCAGAGCCGCACACCAGGAGAGAACCGCAGUCCGGCUGAGCCCAAAACAGACGAGAGGAAACCACACGACAACCCAGGACCUUUACACGCAGAGGUGUUUGGCGCAGCACCAAGUGACGACGUCGUCCAGGCCCGAGACUCGUUUUCUGCUGAAACGGCUCUGUCUAACAGUAAAAAGGUAUCGGAGAAAGGAGGAGGAGGAGGAGGAGGAGGCAGCGCCUCGCUGAAGGAGAACGUGUGUCAGGUGUGUGAGAAGACAGGUGAGUUGCUGCUGUGCGAGGGACAGUGCUGUGGGGCGUUUCACUUACAGUGUAUCGGCCUCAGCGAGACCCCCAAAGGACGCUUCAUCUGCCAGGAGUGCACUACCGGCGUGCACACGUGUUUUGUGUGUAAGAAACCGGGCGAGGACGUCCGGCGCUGCAUGAUCCCGGUGUGCGGGAAGUUCUACCACAUGGAGUGCAUAAUGAAAUUCACCCCCACGACACAACAGAACCGAGGCUUCCGCUGCUCUCUCCACGUCUGUCUGUCCUGCUACAUCACCAACCCUGCAAACCCCUCCAGCUCCAAGGGUCGCCUGACCCGCUGCGUGCGCUGUCCGGUGGCGUACCACGCGAAUGACUACUGCAUGGCCGCCGGAAGUGUUCCGCUGGCCAACAACAGCUUCCUGUGUCCCAACCAUUUCACCCCCCGCAAAGGCUGCAAGAACCACGAGCACAUCAACGUCAGCUGGUGUUUCGUCUGCUCCGAAGGGGGCAGUCUGCUGUGCUGCGAGUCCUGUCCGGCUGCCUUCCACCGCGAGUGUCUGAACAUCGACAUGCCCAAAGAGAGCUGGUACUGCAACGACUGCCGCGCAGGCAAGAAACCCCACUACAAGGACAUCCUGUGGGUGAAAGUGGGCCGCUACAGGUGGUGGCCGGCGGAGGUGACUCAACCCAAGAACGUCCCUGAGAACAUCUCGCGCAUGAGGCACGAGGUAGGCGAGUUCCCCGUGCACUUUUUUGGCUCCAAGGACUACGUGUGGACGUACCAGGCGCGCUGCUUUCCUUACAUGGAGGGCGACGCCCAGAACAAGGAGAAAAUGGGCAAAGGCACGGAUGCUGUCUACAAGAAAGCUUUAAACGAGGCUGCCGAGCGAUUCCGAGAGCUCCAGGCGGAGAAAGAGAUGAGGCAGCUUCAGGAAGACAGGAAGAACGACAAGAAGCCCCCGCCAUACAGACACAUUAAGGUGAACCGACCAGUAGGCAAGGUGCAGAUCGUGACCGCGGACCUGUCGGAGAUCCCGCGCUGUAACUGCAAGGCCACAGACGAGAACCCAUGCGGCAUGGACUCGGAGUGUAUCAACCGCAUGCUGAUGUACGAGUGCCACCCGCAGGUGUGUGCGGCAGGAGAGAGGUGCCAGAACCAGUGCUUUACCAAACGCGAAUACACGACGGUGGAGAUCUUCAGAACGCUGUCACGCGGCUGGGGGCUCCGUAGCAUCAACGACAUCAAGAAGGGCGCGUUUGUGAGCGAGUACGUGGGCGAGGUGAUCGACGAGGAGGAGUGUCGCGCCCGGAUCAGACACGCGCAGGAGAACGACAUCAGCAACUUCUACAUGCUCACGCUGGAUAAGGACCGCAUCAUUGACGCAGGGCCGAAGGGAAACCAGGCGCGCUUCAUGAACCACUGCUGCCAGCCCAACUGCGAGACUCAGAAAUGGACAGUGAACGGGGACACGCGAGUUGGGCUCUUCGCCCUCGUGGACGUCCCUGCAGGCGUGGAGCUCACCUUCAACUAUAACCUGGAGUGUCUGGGUAACGGCAAGACGGUGUGUAAAUGCGGAGCGCCGAACUGCAGCGGCUUCCUGGGCGUGCGACCGAAGAACCAGCCCCCGUCGGAGGACAAGGCCCGUAAAGGAAAGAAGAAGAUGUCCGCAAAGAGGAAGAGCCAGCUGCAGGUGGUGAAGGAGCGCGAGGACGAAUGUUUCUACUGCGGAGACGGCGGGCAAAUCAUCUCCUGUAAGAAGCCCGGCUGCCCCAAAGUUUACCACGCCGACUGUCUGAACCUGUCCAAGAGACCCGCAGGUCGAUGGGAGUGCCCGUGGCACCAGUGUAAUGAGUGUGGCAAGGAGGCGGCAUCGUUCUGCGAGAUGUGCCCCAGCUCGUACUGCAAGCAGCAUCGUGACGGCAUGCUCUUCAUCUCCAAGCUGGAUGGCAAGCUCUCGUGCAGCGAACACGACCCGUGUGGCCCCGACCCCCUGGAACCCGGUGAGAUUCGCGAGUACAUGCCUGCCUUAUCCCCGCCGCCCAACGCGACCAAGUGCAGGCUAACCUCGCCCACCGCUGAGCUCUACAUCCCUCCCGCCCCCAGGAGAACGCCCUACAGCAGCCGGCGACUGCCCUUUGACGACGAGGUCGUGUUGGACGAAGACCUGUUUUCUGCCUCUUCUCUGUCUAAAGGCGCGAAAGAUAACACGACGGCCGAGGUAGAGGACGGAGAGGUGGUGGAAGGGCUGAGCGGGGGCGAGGACGUGGGACUGGAGGUCAUAGGAGACGAAGAUGAGGACGGGGAGGUGGACUACGACGACGAUUUCGACGACGAGGACGAAGAGGAGGAUUAUGAAAAGUCAUGGUACAGGGACGAGGGGGAUGAUGAAAAUUGCGUAGACGAAGACUUUGACGCCGAAGGGUUAGAGGACGAGUCGUAUAGGGGGAAGUGAGCAAUUUGUGUGUACUAUCCAUCCAUCCAUCCAUCCAUCCAUCUAUCCAUCGAAACAUCAGUCACGCACUCGCUCGCUAGACGGCUAGACGGCGACCGAGAUAGGUGAAGCGAAGCGCCAUUUCUCUGUCAGUUACACUUUGUAGCCUGUAGGAACGAAGCAGGGAAUCUGAUCUCAGAUCCGGAGAUGCUCAGAGAUCAGCUGGGUGCGAAGCAACUCUUUUUCCACUCUAACGGACACGGGCGACGCACUGAGAUCGAGACCGAAGUCAGCUUGCCUUUUUACCCAAGUCCAUUUUAGACAAAUGGGACUGGAAAAAUACAGUGGUGCUGUGGACCUCUGGCUGUUCAGUCAGACGUCCAGUAUUGGGUGUAAACUUACUGUCUGGUGCUUCUUUGUGUUUCUUUUCGUUUCUUUUCGUCAUCUCCACCUACUGUUUACAUUUUUCUCUUCGGCAAACCACGGACAGGAUGGAAGACAUCUGGUAAGCUUGAAGUUCGGGCAGCGACACUUGUCAGGAUGACACCGCGUUUUUAAAGAACACGUGAAUUUUUCUUAAAAACGGACUUUUAAACGGUUAACACUGGUUCUGUUAACGUAGAUUGGUAUUUGGGUCAAAUUAGAUAACACAGUGCUAAAUACAUACGUGCGUGCGUGUGUAUGUGUGUGUGUGUGUGUGUGUGUGUGUGUGUGUGUGUGUACAGUUCUGGAUGAAAUGAAGAGACCACUGCUAAAUUAUCAGUAGGCAUGUGUUUGGGUAAAAUGAAUGAGCAUUUUCGUUUUAUUCUAUAACGUACUGACAAGAUUUCUCCCCGAGCCCAAAUGACAAAAUAUCGUCCUUUAGAGCAUUUAUUCGCAGAGAACGAUAACUGGUCAAAAAUAACAACAACGAAAAAGAUCGUCCGUGUUGUCGGACCUCGAGUAACGUAAAGAAAGGAAGUUCAUAUUCAUUUUUAAACAACGCAAGACUGAACGUCUUGACUUAGGAAGAGUUCAGAAAUCAGUAUUCGGUGGAAUAAUCACGGCUUCCGCGCGUCUCGGCAUGCUCUCCACUUUUCCCGUGUGCUUGUAGGCGUGCUUCUUCUUCUUCUUCACCACUUGUGGACCGACUAAAAGACGUGCGCGUAUUUGCUGCCCCCUUCAGGUCCGGAAGAAUCGCAACCUCGAAACCUCCAUUAGAAUCGGUUCACACGCUAGUGCAGAAAAACAAGUACCGUGACGUUUUAAGAACGUCGGUACCGACUCGGUACCGAAGUAUCGGUUCUCGUGACAUCCCUAGUACUAGCACUGUCCUUGACAUCCAGCCGGUCUUAUCGCAAGAGCAUAACGAUGACCACAGCAGUGGUUUUUAUACUUUUCCUCGUUAAAUAAGAUUUGGUUCAGGUGAUCGCCUAAUCGGUACGUCAUUCAGUAGAAUGAGGUGGGCCUGUGUUGGAUUUCAACAGACCUUGCGGUGAUAUGGCUGCCAAAUAUGUAGAGAUACUGAUUUUAGAAAAAUUUGCAGUGGUCUCUUAGUUAAUUUUUUCCAGAGAGAGAGAGAGAGAGAGAGAGAGAGAUAUUCAGAUUCUGAGUCUGUGAAAGUGAGCCUUGGCCCAGUCGUGGUUAUUUAAAGUGCACCUAUUAUGGUUUUUCAGAUAUUUCCUUUCAUGUAGUGUGUUCUAUACGUAGCUGUUUGUGAAUGUAAAACGUCUGCAAAGUUUCAAAAAUCAAAGCGCACGACAAACGGGGUUAUCGACUCCCAAACGAAGGAACCGAUUCUGAACAGCUGAAUCGAGUCGUUAGUGAUUCCAGACUUUACUUCCUGUACAGACCAGCGUAGGUUUGUAACAAAAAGCCCCGCCUCCGGUCUUCAUCGGCUGCUCGUUGACAGCGGCAGACCAAUCACGACAGACUGGGACGUCGGACCGAUCAGAGCAGAGUAUGCUCUCUGAAAGGAGAAGUCUAGAACGAAUCCUUUAGAACGAAUCAUUGAACGAAUCGUUUGUGACACCGGGGGGAAAAAAGUAAUGCUGCAGUUUAAAUUACGAGCACGUUAAAGUGUUUUUUGACCUCGUAUGCGUGUAAAUCUAUCGUAUGAGACGUUUAAAACAAAAUCGGGCACGUUUCAAAACCAUAAUAGGUGCGCUUUAAGGGUACCAGGUGGUACCAGGAACCGAGACACCGGUAGCCACCGCGCCACCCAGCCGAUUAGACGCCGUACUAAAUGAUAAUUCUCCACUUCAGAUUGUAUUUGAGAUGGAAUCAGGCGUUUCUCCUGCUUAGUUAGAAUGAAAACCCGCAGCCACAUGGGUGAAAUUCAGAUAAGACCCCUGACCCCUGAUCUCAGCGAUGCACUUUUGGAUAUUGACCAUGCUUUCGUAUAAUUAGUAGGCUGGUUCUGUGUGUCCCAUUCAGAAUUUGGUGACAAUAAAUUUAAUUAUAU
Ictalurus furcatus (blue catfish) is the source of this 9203-nucleotide messenger RNA. RefSeq names its product nuclear receptor binding SET domain protein 1a (gene nsd1a). The record is from RefSeq and is a predicted model, not a curated record. Gene Ontology annotation, biological process: regulation of DNA-templated transcription. Gene Ontology annotation, cellular component: nucleus; chromatin. NCBI's taxonomy places the organism in Eukaryota, Metazoa, Chordata, Actinopteri, Siluriformes, Ictaluridae. Bases 560 to 6781 code for a protein of 2073 amino acids. The transcript is spliced from 24 exons. Gene Ontology annotation, molecular function: protein binding; histone H3K36 methyltransferase activity.